Messenger RNA from Notechis scutatus (mainland tiger snake), 1816 nucleotides. Its product is annotated as KIAA0040 ortholog. The record is from RefSeq and is a predicted model, not a curated record. NCBI's taxonomy places the organism in Eukaryota, Metazoa, Chordata, Lepidosauria, Squamata, Elapidae.
GGAGCCCCGGUCCCGCCCAGGUACAGCCGAGGAAAGGGGCGUGGAGGCCCAGGCGGCUGACAGCCCGCGGAAAUGCUGAGGCUCCCGUGGCCGUCGUGUGCGGAGCAGCUUUCCCUCCCUGCUUUUUGCCGGAAGGUUGGAAAUUUGUUAGCCGGCUGGAGAAAUGGAGACGCCGCUCAGCGCGUGCUAAGAGGCAGCCGAGAUUGAAAAACUGAAGACGUUUGCAUAUCUUCAAAGACAAAAUCUACAAAGAGUUCCCAUCUAGGACGGAGGCAAAGGUCAAGGAAAGCAACUUUAAUAUUCUAUCAGACCUGUUUCCAGUCUGCAAAAGUUGCCAUGGAGCAGAUCAGUAAUUUUUUCCAUUCCAUCUGGUCUUUUAUCUGCUUAAAACAUCAGGAGGGUAUCUAUAACACAAUCUGUCUCGCUGUUUUAAUGGGGUUACCUGUUCUUGUCCUCCUUGUUGGAAUUUUCAUCUGUUGCCAUUGUUGUUUUUGUGGCCAGCGGCAAAGGGACAAAAAUAGCCACAGCAGCAGUGGUCCAAUCCAAGGGCAAAGAAGACGUAAUAUUUUGAGGAAGAAGAAGAAGAAAGAAGAUGAUCUGUGGAUUUCAGCCCAGCCCAAAAUGCUUCUGCUGGCAAAAAGGCCAUCGUUGGUUUAGACUUUAGAGGAAUGCAGGAGGACAAGUUACUUCCUUUUCGUAUAAGGAAUAUUCCUAUUCCUAUCUCAUAAUGUGUUCACUUCCACGUCAUAAAGCUGAGAACAUGCCAUCCUGCCUUACUUCCACAUGAAGGAAGCUACUUUUUAAGCUUAGGAAUUUUCAAGUUGGACACACAGUUUACAAGCAAGCUGCAACAUUACACCAAUGCAGAAUGAAUGAGUGGUGUGCAUCCACUGAAUGCAUAUUAUUUCAGUGUACACCAAAGGUAUAGGCUUACAUGAACUCAGUAGCAAAUUGUAUUCUACAAAUCAACUUGUGCACUUAGGAUGCAGAAUUCAAACUAGAACUUUUGCUUUGCCUAGCAUAGCUUGCACUGAAAGCUUAUCUGCACUAGCAUGUAAGAAAGUAAGCAAACACUGUUGUAUGCAUGUAGAUAUAUAUCAUAUAUUACCAUACACAUUUACUUAUACAAUCUGAUUGCACUGAUAUGUAAGCCAAGGUAUUGAAUUGGGUGAUUUAAAAAAAAAUAUCAUGAAAGAGAAGACUUUGACUAGUGAUUGUUUGCUAGUUUUGGAAGAAAACUGCUGAGUUAGUUGGGCCUUUGGUCUGAAUGUUUGGGAACACAAGAAAUUGCCUUAUUAACAAAUGUCUCAUAUUCUUCUCAUGUCUGAACUAGUCAGAAUUUUACAAGUUUUGCACAUUGCUUGGCAUACCGAUAGUCUCUAUUUUAAUUCUUUAAAGGGUUAGGUUUUUAGGACUUCCAGCUAUGCUGACAGCUUUGGAUGUACCAAAUGGGGGAAUGGGGUAGGUUGAAGAUUAGAAAGAUGAGGCAUUAGUACUCCACAAGAAGUAGAAAAAUAAAUAAUAUAUCAAUCAACAUGGUGAAAAAUUUGGUGUGGGAGGAAACCCUCCAGUCCUGGAACAACAUAUUAUGAUCGGUUAAUAAUAAAUCUCUUGGUAAAGGCAUUUGCAAAUAUAUUUUUGCAUUUUCAUGAAAAAUCUAUUACUCUGUGCUUAGAUUAAGCAAUGGGGUAAUAUAACAACUUGUUACCAAUAUGCAUUCUGUUCUUUAUUUUUAGACUUGCAUUCUAGGGUUACUCUAGAGAUAAUUAAAAGAAACCACAACCUUUUUAUUUAAAAAUAAAUUUAUUUUAAUAAA